AUGACGGCUGGACCCAUACCCCUUCCCUCAGAUCUCGGCAUCCCUCCGAACCAAGGUGGUUCCGUCCUGCUUGCGGAUCUUGCAAGACGCACAACCCUCUGGCUCAUCCGGGAGGAGUCUCCUGCGCCAUCCUCGCCGACGGCGCAGCCCUCGUUCCAGCCCCUACUCCCGCAAGCCGCAGGACACGGGCUUCUUGCUGUACGAGUAUCCCUCCACGUCGACGUCGGCGACCCUCCGUCGGUGAUACUGACGUCAUCAAGGGCGCGAAACGUUCAGUAUCGACUAUCCCGGGAUGCUAUCGAUAGUAUCCUGAGCGACGCUGGUGCUCCCACAACCCCAUGUCCUUAUUGCGGAAAGCCGAUCACCGACGCUGACCUCGAGGGUCACCGAGUCCAGACUCAUGCCUCAGGGGACACGGAAGACGUUGUCUGCUGCGUUGGAAUUCCUCUCGAUUCGUAG
Molecule: messenger RNA, 459 nt
Organism: Fomitopsis serialis
Lineage: Eukaryota; Fungi; Basidiomycota; Agaricomycetes; Polyporales; Fomitopsidaceae
Exons: 1
Coding region: 1-459 (152 amino acids)
Source: RefSeq, a predicted model, not a curated record